Molecule: messenger RNA, 3689 nt
Organism: Peromyscus eremicus (cactus mouse)
Lineage: Eukaryota; Metazoa; Chordata; Mammalia; Rodentia; Cricetidae
Gene: Hbegf
Product: heparin binding EGF like growth factor
Exons: 7
Coding region: 1656-2282 (208 amino acids)
Biological process (GO): positive regulation of mitotic nuclear division; positive regulation of cell population proliferation; epidermal growth factor receptor signaling pathway
Molecular function (GO): heparin binding
Source: RefSeq, a predicted model, not a curated record
AGCCUCCCCAAAGAGCCUCACGGUGCGGAUUCCCAGCCCGACCCCUCCCGGCGGAGGCGGCUCCGAGGCCCCAGCUGGGGCGGAUCGCGGAGCUACGGAGUCCAAAUCCUCCUCAAAGGAGGUGCCGCCACCCCCGCUGUCCGUCAGCAUGGUUCGCACGCGGAGCCGGAGACGCCGCGGAAUCACUCGCGGCCACAGCCGCGGCUGAUCCCAGGAAGGUGAGGAGCAGCAGGAGGAAGAAGCGUCUCCUUCCCCCCCGUCCCAGCAGCGCCACUAACUUCUCACUGCCUAACCUGCUGCCUCCCGCCCCUUAGACUCAUCACUGGUUGCGACUCCCGGGCGCCUGCGAACCAUUGGCCAAAGAGAUCUGUCGCUCACGCUCUCCGUCACGCGCUGCUAGCUGGCUCGCAGCCCCCAAGCUGCGUUGACGCGCGCAGGCCUAGGCGGUUGUGAACACCCGCCCCCUACUUCUCCCGAGCUGACUUCCGGUCUUCUUCUCUGUCUAUUGGUCAGCCUCCGUGACUAUCGUAUCACGACCUUACAGUGGAUUAGUUGGCCUUGCGGUCACUCAAAAGGAACCCUAACAAUGGGGAACUCAAUUGGCGCCAGAGAUUGUCGCUCAUUUUGUCACGGGACGUCGCGUGGUACAAUUGGCCUGUGAGGAUAUUGUUCAUCCCGCCCCCAUCUGAGGUGACGGGAAAGGGCUGGGGAAUUUCCAUUUCUCAUUAAAAGGAGGGCUGACGUGAAAACCCGCAAGAAUUAACAAAGUAUGAAGUAAACCUAACCCUUCGCUUGGAGAGUCUUGUGCGUCCAAGAUGCAAGAGGCGUCGAGGUAACAAAGUAGCUCCCACCUGUCGCUCUCCCACGGGCGCCGCGGCUAUGGCCGGAAGUAGCUGCACGGGGAUUGGCGGAAAGAAGCAAUCAGUCUCCGCGAAGCCCCAUCUUCCUGCCAUUUCCUGGUUGGAGGACCGCGACGUCAGUCAGCACAGCAGGCUCCGCCUCCGGGACAGGCUUCUGAGUGCAGAUACCUAGUGUGGAACGGGACUUGUCAAAGAUGCAGGGACGCAGGCCUGGAACAGCUCUCAGCUCAGCUUUCACUAGGCUGCCGCGGGACCGGCGUUGGAGGAAAGGUAGGAUCCGGUCUUCACCACCUGCUGGUCAUUCGCCCUACACCCACACUCCGGCCACGGUUGCUCUGGCCUGGUCCCAAAAAUGUGAGCGCCUCCGGGUCCUCCCUCCGCGACCGACUGCCUAGUCCGGGGCAGCGCUGCCGGCGCCUCCCCGGGCUGGCUUCCCGGCGCGGGAGGGGGAGGGGAGGGGGCGGCGCCGGGCGGGGCGGGGCUCCCACUCUUUUUCCAGGAGCCUUAUUCCCGGCCGCGCGCUGCGAGCGCUCAGUCGGCCCUGGGAGCUGCAUGCCACAUGCUACUGGUCGGCCUGACGGACGUGCAGGGGCUGGGCGGACGCACUGACCGACUCCCAACAGACAGGCGUACCGCGGCCGCAGAGCUCCUCGGCGGGAUCGCACCCAGAAACGGGCAGCAGACCUUGCCUGGUGGAAUCUCGCUGCCCACCGCCGCCUGGCCCCGGUGCAGCGGUCCAGCGGCCGCUGCAUUCAAAGUGAUCACUGCCUCGCCGUCUCCGCCAGGCUCAGGACCAUGAAGCUGCUGCCGUCGGUGGUGCUGAAGCUCUUUCUGGCCGCAGUGUUGUCCGCGUUGGUGACCGGUGAGAGUCUGGAGCGCCUUCGGAGAGGUCUGGCAGCAGCAACCAGAAACCCAGACUCUCCCACUGGAUCCACAAACCAGCUGCUACCCACGGGAGAUGGUCGUACUCAGGAAGUCCAGGACUUGGAAGAGACAGAUCCUAACCUUUUCAGAGUUGCUUUCUCCACCAAACCACAAGCUCUAGCCACUCCAAGCAAAGAAAAGAAUGGGAAAAAAAAGAAGAAAGGCAAGGGAUUAGGAAAGAAGAGAGACCCGUGCCUUAGGAAGUAUAAGGACUUCUGCAUCCAUGGGGAAUGUAAAUACCUGAAGGAUCUCCGGGCUCCAUCAUGCAACUGCCACCCAGGUUACCAUGGAGAGAGGUGUCAUGGGCUGACCCUACCAGUGGAGAAUCCCUUAUAUACGUAUGACCACACUACCGUCUUGGCUGUGGUGGCUGUGGUAUUGUCAUCUGUCUGUCUACUUGUCAUAGUGGGACUUCUCAUGUUUAGGUACCACAGGCGAGGAGGUUAUGAUGUGGAAAAUGAAGAGAAAGUGAAGUUGGGCAUGACUAAUUCCCACUGAGAAGGACCUGUGCUCAAGGAACCUUCAGAGGAUGGCUACCUCUGAGACCGUGGUUCAUUACAAGUUCUACAGAGGGGAAAGACUUCGCAAGCAGCCAUGAAGACUUCUUCAUUCCCAGUUGCUACCCUGACUGGGCCUCCCGUAAUUGCUCUGCAAAAGUAUCAGAGCCUCUAAGUGCCAAACAGACAUGCCCACUGGGAUCCAGAUCGCAACACAGUGGAAGCAGGAGAGCCCUCCAGGCCUUUCUGGUUCCCCUCCACCGAGCCUACCGGUUUGUUUAAACACUUAGCUUCUGGAUUAAAGUGCCAGCUAGAUCCCAUAUGCUCCAGGACUUUUGGCUGAAAAAAAAAAAAAGGGAGGAAGGAAGAAUGAUUUAUAGAUUGGAAGAAAGCAACAGAGUUGAGAAGCUGUGUGUUCAAGGAGCCACAAGGGAUCUGCUGUUUGGACCCUCCAGCACGCUGGAUUUGAUGAGCUAACUGUGAAAUACCACAAGCCCAAGAACUCUGAAUUUUGGGACUUCUACCCACAGAGGAAAAAAUAACAACUAUUUUUUUUUUUUGUUAUUUGUUUGUAAAAUGCCUCUUAAAUUAUAUAUUUAUUUUAUUCUAUGUAUGUUAAUUUAUUUAGUUUUUAACAAUCUAACAAUAAUAUUUCAAGUGCCUAGACUGUUACUUUGGCAAUAUCCUGGCCCACCUCUUUGCAGCUCUACCCUCUGGCUCAGUGCCACACUCCCACGUGCUCUGUAGCCCGUCUGUGGUAAUUUAUUGUCUGUCUACAUUUCAGAAGACACCCCAGAAGCAGAGUACCCGGGGGAGUUGCGUGUGGUCAGAGUAUAGGGAUUGAUUUGGGCAGAGCCACUCUGUGAGUUGGACUGCAGUCUUGCCUAGGUGAUUUUUGUCUACUGUCUGUGUUUUGAAAGCCCAAGGUGCUGAUGUCAAUGUGUAAUAGAUAUUGGUGUUUACCUGUGUCCUCUCCCUGCCAAAUCUCAGAAGACGUUGGGCGUCCAUGCCUGCAGUUGCCCGGCCCCUUUUCUGCCAUCAGCCUUUCCCAGUCUCCCUGUGCCAAGACAUUUCCCUUACUCCUGCCGUUCUUGUGGUGCUACUCCGUGCAGAGGUUGGUAGAGCAGAGGACAGUUUGGAGAAGGUAUUAGUAACGAGAAAGGCUGAGGAGGAGCAGGGAACGUUGGAGUUGACUAUCCUUGGCAAUUGAUUACCUAUCAAUUGCUACAGAGAAGGUUGGUGGUAGGGAAGGUUUGGGGUAGGAAAACUAUACUGUCUCACCAAAACGUAAUGCUGUUAUGGUCCCAUGGAAGUUUCUGGUGCCAUUUAUGAACUGUUACAACCUAUAUUUCCAAAACCUGGUUCAUAUUUAUACUUUGUGAUCCAAAUAAAGAUAACACUUACUCCA